GUUGUUUAUUGGGGUAACGACAAAAAGAGGUACCAGCUUGAAGUCCCAGAUCAUGCCUGUAAGAAAGCUGGUAAUGAAUAUGAACUAGUGAGUCAGAAAAAAGGAUUCAAGCGAUUCUGGACUCCCAAGACCAAAGACUUGCUAGCAGACAUGAUCUCAGGUGAAGAACACCAUAGAACGGCAUUGAAGGACAUUGCACGCAGAAUCUUCGAGCAGUUUGAUAACCAUCAUGAGAAAUGGGAAGCAGUAGUCCAGUGUAUAUCAGUUUUGGAUGUACUCAUUUCUCUCACUCGAUAUUCUCAAGAGAUCAAUAGUGUCAGGCCAGCCAUUUCUGUUCCCAGUGAAGAAGUACAGCCAUUCAUUGAGAUUCGAGAUGGUCUUCACCCUUGUGUGGUAACUACCUUCAGUGGAGAUGAAUUUAUUCCUAAUGAUGUGGUGUUAGGAGGAAGCAGUGAAGAUGCUCACUCCCCAUUAGUCCUUGUAACAGGUCCUAACAUGGGUGGUAAAUCAACACUCAUGAGACAGACUGCCUUAAUAUGCAUCCUUGCUCAGUUGGGUUCAUUUGUACCAGCAAGUUCUUGCCAGUUAACCCCUGUUGACCGAGUAUUUACAAGACUUGGUGCCUCAGAUAGAAUCAUGAUGGGAGAAUCCACUUUCUUUGUUGAACUUGCUGAAACAUCCUCCAUAAUUCAGCAUUCUACAAAUCACUCACUGGUUUUGGUGGAUGAGCUUGGUCGAGGUACAGCAACAUAUGAUGGAACAGCCAUUGCUUCAGCAGUUGUAGAAGCUCUUGUGAAAUUAAAGUGUCGUACACUCUUCUCAACUCACUAUCAUUCUUUAGUUGAUGACUUUGCUGAUGUGAAGAAUGUCUCAUUAGGACAUAUGACGUGUAACUUCUUGAUAACUUAUUGGUUCUAUAAAGUUUAA
Messenger RNA from Penaeus vannamei (Pacific white shrimp), 927 nucleotides. Lineage: Eukaryota; Metazoa; Arthropoda; Malacostraca; Decapoda; Penaeidae. The record is from RefSeq and is a predicted model, not a curated record.